AUGUCUCUUCCGCCCGCCGAGAAGCUCCCCCUCUAUGUUCGCGGUGACAUCCGAGAAAAGUGGGAUCCCAAGAAGCCCGAGUAUGAGGCGGAAAUCUCGGAGAUCCUUGGAGAGCCAUGGACUAUUGACAUCGAUCCUCACAAGAUCUGGCCGUAUGCGGAGGAGGAUAGCUGGGCCAAGAGAUACACUGGCGAGCUCAUGAGGGAUUAUGUCAAAUCCGCCGUGUCAAACUUUCGAACUUUCGUAAACAACCUUGGGGAAGCUCACAAGGAUGAACUCAACAAGAUCUGCACCGCUCACGUGCUGACCAUGGCCGCGGAUGCUAACGGCAAGACCGACUACUGUAGCUGUGAAGUGUCACCGGAUGGCGAGCUGGUCAUGAUCUUUCAUCCCGAAAAGCUCGGAGUCAAUAUUGACAAUGCCCUCAUGACUGACUUCGUGAAGGACGCACUCGAUGCCGCGCCUUCGGACCCUGGCCCGAUGAGUUACCGUGUGCGUAUGCAGGCUCUCAAGUACCAGGAGCGCAUCAAGGAGAAGCAAGAAGAGCUCAAUGCCAUGCUCCAGAAGGAGGUUGCUUUUGAUCCCAACUGGGAGGCCGUCUUCGACAAGAUGAACUCUGCUGAGGAUGCGGUUGAGAACUGGCGGUACGGCACUGGUGAUCAGAUCAGGUGGUACUUUGGGGCCCUUGUGUCGAGGAUGAAUGGAGACGGCUUUGGGACCAAUGAUGUCUUGAGGGAGGGGUUCCUCGAGGCUGUGGAGAAGAGCACAAUUGCAUUUCGUGUCGUGGAUAAGACGGAGGAGACGUAUAAUGAGUACGUUCUGGAGGAUGGCGUGUUCUACAUCCAGACCACACCUAGUCGAUUCGGCGUCAACAUUGACCGGACUGGUCCGCUGGUUGAGAUCUUGUAG
Molecule: messenger RNA, 909 nt
Organism: Fusarium keratoplasticum
Lineage: Eukaryota; Fungi; Ascomycota; Sordariomycetes; Hypocreales; Nectriaceae
Exons: 4
Coding region: 1-909 (302 amino acids)
Source: RefSeq, a predicted model, not a curated record